CUCUGGCUGCGGAGGAGCCCAAAACCACAGGCGCACCAGAGGCCCUUAGCCGGAAACUACUGCGAAUUAUCGACCAAACAGCGGAAGGCGACACACGUGAGUGGCGUGGCAACGUCAAAGUGCCAACAUGCGAAUCACAGUUCCGGAGUCCGCAGGCCGGAUUCCGGAUUCCAAGGCAGUCGUCUGAUGUGCGGUGCGGAGGAAGCGGCGAGGAGCGACCAGGAGCUGCCCAGGAUUAGCAGAUAGAGAUCGACCUCCAGCGCCAAGACUUCGCACGCGACUUCCUUGGGACUUGGGCGCCCACUUCAGCCGGGAAAAGUGAAAGGCCAGGAGGCGUUGGCUAAUUGAAUUUCUAUUUUCGAUCCUGCCCCAAGAAAAGCAGCCUCAAAGCAAAGAGAAGUCAGAAGCGGAAUGGGCGACUCAGAUAGCGAAGACAGCGAUGGAGAAGGCGGUCUGGGCAACGUCUCCCGGGUUAUCAUCCGCCCGCCGGGUCAAAGUGGCAAGGCCAAGAGAGGCCACCUCUGCUUUGACGCGGCUUUCGAGACGGGAAAUCUGGGAAAAGCGGAGCUGGUGGGCGAGUUCGAGUACGACUUGUUCCUAAGACCGGAUACUUGCAAUCCGCGCUUUCGCUUCUGGUUCAAUUUCACCGUGGACAACGUGAAACAGGAUCAGCGAGUGCUCUUCCACAUUGUGAACAUCAGCAAGAGCAGGAACCUGUUCUCCUCGGGGCUGACUCCUUUGGUGAAGAGUUCCAGCCGACCCAAGUGGCAGAGGUUGUCCAAGCGCCAGGUGUUCUUUUACCGAUCGGCGAUGCACCAGGGGCAUUAUGUGCUCAGUUUCGCCUUCAUUUUCGACAAGGAGGAGGACGUCUAUCAGUUCGCCUUGGCCUGGCCAUACAGCUACUCCCGUUUGCAGUCGUAUUUGAAUGUGAUUGAUGCCCGACAGGGAGCGGAUAAGCGGUUCACACGAUGCGUGCUCAUCAAAUCGUUGCAAAAUCGCAAUGUGGACCUGCUGACCAUCGACCAUGUGACUGCCAAACAGCGCUCCACGAAUCGCUUGGAUCGCAGCUUCAUCCGGGUGAUUGUGAUUCUCUGCAGGACGCACUCCAGCGAAGCUCCAGCCUCUCACGUGUGCCAGGGUCUGAUCGAGUUCCUGGUGGGCAAUCAUCCCAUUGCCGGCGUUCUGAGGGAUAACUUCGUCUUCAAGAUUGUGCCCAUGGUGAAUCCGGAUGGCGUCUUCCUGGGCAACAACCGCUGCAAUCUGAUGGGCCAGGACAUGAAUCGCAACUGGCACAUUGGCUCGGAGUUCACGCAGCCAGAAUUGCAUGCGGUAAAGGGCAUGCUGAAGGAGUUGGAUAAUUCAGAUACCUAUCAGAUUGACUUUGUGAUAGAUCUGCACGCCAAUAGCAGCAUGCACGGUUGUUUUAUCUACGGGAACACCUACGAGGAUGUCUAUAGAUACGAGAGGCACCUGGUUUUCCCCCGACUCUUCGCCAGCAACGCUCCGGACUAUGUGGCGGAUCACACGAUGUUCAAUGCGGACGAACGAAAGGCGGGCAGCAUGCGGAGAUUCAGCUGCGAGAGACUCAGUGACACGGUGAAUGCCUACACUCUGGAGGUCUCCAUGGCGGGUCACUACCUCAAGGAUGGCAAGACCAUCUCCCUGUACAACGAAGACGGCUAUUACCGGGUGGGCAGAAAUCUGGCCAGGACCCUGCUGCAAUACUAUCGCUUUAUCAACAUCCUGCCCAUGCCGAUUGUGACCGAGGUUCGGGGCAAAAGGCGGGGGCGAAACCGCCAUGCCCACCACUCUCGAUCCCGCUCGAAAACCCGCUACGAGGUGAAGCCCCGGCCCAAAACGCCUCGGUGCCACGCCCCCAUUGCCUACACCAACCUGAGUAUAUGCUAUGACUCGGGGGGAGGAGGCGGAUCCUCGGACGAGGGUGGAUUCUCACCCACUCGACCCUUGGCCCCCGGAAGCAGUUGCUUCAGCGGAUACCGGAAUUACCGGAGGGCUGCCACCGCCAGUUGCUCCCAGCACCCCGGACACGAUCAGUAUUCCCCCUUCGCGCUGGGAGCCCUGAAAACGGGCAGCGACCAUGGCGGUGGUAUUGGUGGCUCCAAGGGCAAGAGAUCAGCAGCGGUCACCAUCGAGGUUCCGCUGCCCGUGAAUGUGCCUCCCAAACCAUAUCUGUCCAUCAUCGAUUUGAACCAACUGACGAGGGGAAGUCUGAAACUGAAGUCCAAUAGCUUCGACGCCGCGGACAGGAGAUAGGAUCAGUGAUAUGAUAUGCAAAAGCGUUAGUGAUCACCGUCGUUAAGGAUCCGAGCAGAAUGAUGGGUUGUUUUAGGUAUAAUCAAGUCUUUUCUACGCUUCCUGCUUGUUUUUUUAAAUAAAAAGUUAACUAUUAAUCCGAAAUAUUACUCAAAUUUAUUGUUACUAAUG
Molecule: messenger RNA, 2445 nt
Organism: Drosophila suzukii
Lineage: Eukaryota; Metazoa; Arthropoda; Insecta; Diptera; Drosophilidae
Product: cytosolic carboxypeptidase 6
Biological process (GO): protein side chain deglutamylation; proteolysis
Molecular function (GO): metallocarboxypeptidase activity; zinc ion binding
Source: RefSeq, a predicted model, not a curated record